Messenger RNA from Acanthisitta chloris (rifleman), 2211 nucleotides. RefSeq names its product deleted in malignant brain tumors 1 protein-like. Lineage: Eukaryota; Metazoa; Chordata; Aves; Passeriformes; Acanthisittidae. The annotation marks the transcript as partial. The transcript is spliced from 10 exons. The record is from RefSeq and is a predicted model, not a curated record. Gene Ontology annotation, cellular component: membrane.
UGCGACGACAGGUGGGACCUGCGCGACGCCAACGUCACCUGCCGCUACCUGGGCUGCGGCCACGCGCUGGAGGCGCCAGGUGGGGCCAGAUUCGGGAGGGGCCACGACCCGAUCUGGUUGGACGAGGUGGAAUGUUCCGGACUGGAGAGUUCCCUCCUGGAAUGUCCUGCCAAGCCCUGGGGGGAAAACAAUUGCUUCCACGGCGAGGACGCAGGUGUGGUCUGCUCAGGUGUGUCGGUGGUGACUCAGGUGCGCUUGACCAACGGCUCGACCCCGUGUGAGGGGCAGGUGGAGGUGACCCACAACGACACCUGGGCAGCUCUGUGUGACCAGGGCUGGGGCCUGCACGAGGCACAGGUGACCUGCAGACAGGUGGGAUGUGGCCCAGCCCUGGCAGCACCUGGUGGGUCUCGAUUUGGCCAUGGACAGGGGCAGGUGUGGCCAGAGAGUGUUACCUGUGCUGGGACGGAGGAGACGCUCUCUGCCUGCCAGGUGAGGCCUCAGGACAACCUCACCUGUCACCAGGGGAGAGCAGCAGGUGUGGUGUGUGCAGGUGAGCCCGAGUCCCCCCAGGUGCGCCUGGUGGGAGGCCCCACGCCCUGCUCGGGCCGCGUGGAGCUGUUCCACCUGCACAGGUGGGGCAGCGUGUGCGACGACGCGUGGGACCUGCGGGACGCGCAGGUGGUGUGUCGCCAGGUGAGCUGUGGGCGUGCCCUGAGCGCACCUGGCGGGGCCCAGUUCGGCCGGGGGGAAGGAAUCAUCUGGUUGGACGAGGUCAACUGCACAGGGGAGGAGACUCACCUGGCCACCUGUCCUGCCAGGCCAUGGGGGGUCAACGACUGCUACCACGGGGAGGAUGCAGGUGUGGUGUGCGAAGGUGCCCUGAGCCCAGAGCCGCAUUACCUGCGCCUGGCCAACGGCUCGCAUCGCUGCGCAGGUAGAGUGGAGCUGCUCCACCUGCAGCGCUGGGGCGGGGUCUGCGCCCAGGGGUGGAGCCACGAGGCCUCCCAGGUGCUCUGUCGCCAGCUCGGCUGCGGCACAGCCUUACCUGAGGCCCCGAGGGAGCAGCCCGAGGGCUCACCUGGCCAGGUGUGGCUGGACAAGGUGAUCUGCCAGGGCACGGAAACAAAGCUGAGGCAGUGCAGGAUGAGUCCCUGGGCAGAGCUCACCUGUGAGGACGGGAGAGUCGCCACCGUGGUGUGCUCAGGCUCCAACCUGUCCAGCCUGGCCCAGGUGAGGCUGGUGGACGGCCCAGGUGCGUGCGCAGGUCGCGUGGAGGUGCUCCAUGAGGGCACCUGGGGCACAGUGUGUGAUGACAGGUGGGACUUCGCCGCCGCCUCUGUCGUCUGUCGCCACCUGAGCUGUGGCCAGGUGAUCUCGGCCCCAGCCAGGGCCCGGUUUGGGCAAGGUAAGGGCCCCAUCUGGCUGGACGGAGUUACCUGCACAGGUAGCGAAGCUGCACUGUCCGAGUGUCGCCACAAGGGCUGGGGAGUGCACAGGUGUGACCACGCGGAGGACGCCGGAGUCGUGUGCUCUGGCUUGGCCGACCUGACUCACCUGCGCCUGGUUAACGGCUCGCACAGGUGUGCUGGGACCGUCCAGGUGUUCCACCAGGACCUGUGGGGAGGGAUCUGCGCCGACACCUGGCGCUCGGCUGCUGCACAGGUGGUUUGUCGCCAGGUGGGCUGUGGGAGGGCCCUGGCAGCCACCUCCACACAGGUGACAGCACCUGGGAGCGAAGGACUCACCUGGGUGGAGGCUGUGGAGUGCUCUGGGACUGAGUGGAACCUGCUGGAGUGUCAGGUGAAGGUGUGGAACAGCUCCAGGUGCAACCCCCCUGCAGCACCUGUGGGGGCUCACCUGGCCCCGGGAGAGCUGCUGUGGGAGCUCAUCUGCCAAGGGGGUGAGGUGUACCUGGAGGAGUGUCACCUGCAGCAGGUGGGACCUGCUACCUGUGCAACAGGUGCUGCUCAGGUGGUGUGUGCCCAGCCCAAAGGUGCACCUCGUACCUGUGAGGCUCUGGUGGCUCUGCUGGUGCUGGUGGUGGCACUCGCUGGGGUCCUGCUCUGGCUCACCUUGAGGACCAGGUUUGCUGCACUUGCCCAGGUGAAAGCUCACCUGAGGCCCCCAGCCUCCAUGGGAGCCAUUUACCUGCCCAGGAGAAACUCCCCAGGUGACGACUCAGUGCAGCUCACCAAGGAGGACCUGUGA